This is a messenger RNA of Oppiella nova, 909 nucleotides long. The record is from the annotation of a GenBank genome assembly. NCBI's taxonomy places the organism in Eukaryota, Metazoa, Arthropoda, Arachnida, Sarcoptiformes, Oppiidae.
AUGAAGUCAUCGGAGGAUUCCUUGGAGUCUGUGUUGAUUCGCACGAGUCAUAUGACAGAUGUUAACGAUUUGCUCCAAGAGUUAGGACUCGUGAUAACUGGUCGUCUCAGAGGGUCGGCAUAUGGAGUACAGGCUGUAUGUGCUCCUGAAUUAAGGACAGUUGAAUUAGAGGACUCUCCGGACGGGGACCACAACUCCAUAUACUUUCCCAAAUGUGUGCGAAUUAAACGGUGCGGCGGAUGCUGUGGAGCCUCUCAGCUCUUAGAGUGCAGUCCAACCAAAAAGUCCUACAAAACCGUCAGAAGAGCCCACAUUAGAAUGAAGAGAUCAGCAGACGGUCGACCCCUUCCUAACCUAUCGCACCAUUCGGUUAGUGUGGAAGAGCACGAAGAGUGUGGGUGUCAGUGCCGGGUUGGGCCCCAACAGUGCGACCCAUUCCUCCAUAGAUACCGACUAGAGCUAUGCAGAUGUGAAUGUCUUAACGCUAGGGAUCAGUUGGAGUGCAAAAGUCUCGGCACUUAUAGAAUAUGGGAUUCAAGUGAGUGUCGGUGCAAAUGCAUUGUCACCAAACUCUGUUCCACUGGAUAUUACUUCGAUGACCACACCUGCAGUUGUAUUGAAGAGGAAUACAAACAUUAAUAAAAGGACAGACACUGGGAGUCAUAACACGGUUCAUGUGUGGACUGGAAAAGUCAUACAAAUUAAUUGAGUCACUGAAGGGAGAACAUGACAAACGAUAUGAUCAGUAGGUAUGGCAUGGAUUGCAUGCAUAUGCGAAGUAAGGUCCGCACCGUUAGCCGUAUAUACAAUUACUCGCCGACUAUGUUUCUGUUACAUGUAUAUUUGUAUUUGUAUACAAUCAUAGAGUUUGUCAAAUGGGAAAAUAAAAACUUUUUUUCAUCAUCACCG